Molecule: messenger RNA, 1524 nt
Organism: Cylindrotheca closterium
Lineage: Eukaryota; Bacillariophyta; Bacillariophyceae; Bacillariales; Bacillariaceae
Source: the annotation of a GenBank genome assembly
AUGGCUGCUUUCCAUGGAUGUAUAAGCUUGUUGGAAAUUGCAAUUCCUCCGUCUGUGACCAUGAUUGAAGAUUAUGCCUGUCAGGACUGUUGGUCAUUAACGCAAGUUCAUUUUGCUGAAGAUGGUUUGUUGACUGUCAUUGGAAUGAAGGCCUUUUUCGGUUGCGAGUCAUUGUCGGAAGUCAACAUUCCCUCUAGUGUGGAAACCAUUGGAGAGUCUGCCUUUACAGGGUGCCAAUCCUUGGCAAGGGUGGUCUUGCAAGAGGGACUGAAAACGAUUGAUAGUGGUGCUUUUAUGGAGUGUGUCAAAUUGGAACAAGUGGACAUUCCGAGAACUCUUGAAGUGUUGGGCAGCAGUGCUUUUUAUAGAUGUACUUCGUUGCAGGAAGUGAACAUUGAGGAAGGAAGCUUGCGAGAGAUUGGAGGGCAGGCCUUUCAAGGAUGUCUUAAAUUGCAAACAGUCCGAAUUCCGUCAACUGUAGAGCGCUUAGAAUCAGAGACAUUCACCUCAUGCGAAUCUUUGCGGGUUAUGCAGUUUCAGAGUGGACUCAAAUAUGUGGGCCAUGAAGCCUUUUACUUGUGCAAGAAUCUGCAAUCAGUUGCACUACCGGAGUCGGUGGACUUCAUUAGUGACUCGGCUUUUUACGAAUGUUUCAAGUUGGUGUCAGUGGAAUUGGAUGAUCGUCCUAGAAUGGUGAUGAUUUUUGACCAUGCGUUCGAGGGAUGCGAGUCUUUAAUAAAUAUCUGUCUUGAACCGUCACCAUCGGUGCCGGCGAGUACCAGAAUACGCAACACUAGCUUUCAAAACUGCACUUCUCUUCAAGAUCAGUAUGGUGCUGAAACGGGCAUCCUGCAUGGCCUGCUGCGUCGAUUUGACGGUUUCCCGAUCCACAAGAAAUGUUACCACGCCUCGGGGACAACAGCAGAUGAGCUGGCUCAGGAGAUUGAGUCAUCAGUCCGCCAUCAUUUGGUACUAGAUCCUUUCGAUAUGACACCCUUUCACGUUCUGUUAUCGGCUGCAAACUGCAGACUUGAUCUUUUGCAAAUCCUGCUAGAUGCGUAUCCACCGCAUGUGCUUGGAUGGAAAGACGUGAAUGGAAAGACGCCCAUUGAAUACGUGAUUCGACGAAGCAGCAAUCGUCUUUCUAAUGAUUCACGAAACAUGCUUCGCCUGGCACUUCAAGGAUGGUUGGUGGGUUCUAUAUCGAGUUGGAAUGGAUUGGAAGCGUGGAAAGUAGAUAUGUCGAUUUGUGUGUAUGCGAUUCUUGCUGAAGAUGAAGUAGAAGAAAGACAAUCUUUACUUCAGGAAGCAUCGAUGGUUCUGUCUCGGUACGAGCGGAUGGAGGCUACAACCAGGCUAGAGUUGUCUUUGUGGAAAAUGGAGUUGAAGUCGGUGGACGAUCAAGUAUCGGCAAAGAAUGCAGCACGAACGAUAGUUGACAAAGAAGUAUACCGUAUUCGCAGUGGUGCUUCAGUCGUUAUUCCGAAUGUGAUUACAUUUCUGUACGAAACUAAUCCAACAUAA